Messenger RNA from Propithecus coquereli (Coquerel's sifaka), 1200 nucleotides. It is a transcript of the gene SGPP2, whose product is annotated as sphingosine-1-phosphate phosphatase 2. Gene Ontology annotation, molecular function: sphingosine-1-phosphate phosphatase activity. Gene Ontology annotation, biological process: sphingosine metabolic process; phospholipid dephosphorylation. The record is from RefSeq and is a predicted model, not a curated record. Gene Ontology annotation, cellular component: endoplasmic reticulum membrane. The transcript is spliced from 7 exons. Lineage: Eukaryota; Metazoa; Chordata; Mammalia; Primates; Indriidae. Bases 1 to 1200 code for a protein of 399 amino acids.
AUGGCCGAGCUGCUGCGGAGCCUGCAGGAUUCCCAGCUGGUCGCCCGCUUCCAGCGCCGCUGCGGGCUCUUCCCGGCGCCGGGUGAAGGCCUGCGGGAGAACGGCGCGGACCCCGCGGAGGGCGCGGCGCAGGCGCCCGGGGUCGGGCAUCCCCCCGCGGCCAGCCGAAAAGGGGGAGCAUCACCUGGGAGCUCCUUAGAACGCUCAGCCCUGCCCCAGGCUUAUGUACAGAAGUACAUCGUGAAGAAUUAUUUCUACUAUUACUUAUUCAGAUUCUCGGCCGCUUUGGGUCAAGAAGUGUUCUACAUAACAUUUCUUCCAUUCACUCACUGGAAUAUUGAUCCUUUUCUGUCCAGAAGGCUGAUCAUCAUUUGGGUGUUGGUGAUGUAUAUUGGUCAGGUGGCCAAGGAUAUCUUGAAGUGGCCCCGUCCUUCCUCCCCUCCCGUUGUGAGGCUGGAAAAGAGAGUGAUAGCGGAAUACGGAAUGCCGUCCACCCACGCCAUGGCGGCCACCGCCAUCGCCUUCACCUUCCUUAUCUCUACUAUGGACAGAUACCAGUACCCUUUCGUUUUGAGGCUGAUGAUGGCCGUGGUGUUUUCCACCUUGGUGUGUCUCAGCAGGCUCUACACUGGGAUGCACACGGUCCUGGAUGUGCUGGGUGGCGUCCUGAUCACCGCGCUCCUCAUUGUCCUCACCUACCCUGCCUGGACCUUCAUCGACUGCCUGGACUCGGCCAGUCCCCUCUUGCCUGUGUGCGUCAUAGUCGUGCCAUUCUUCCUGUGUUACAAUUACCCCGUGUCUGAUUACUACAGCCCAACCAGAGCGGACACCACCACCAUUCUGGCUGCCGGGGCAGGGGUGACUAUAGGAUUCUGGAUCAACCAUUUCUUCCAGCUCGCGUCCAAGCCCGCUGAAUCGCUCCCUGUUAUUCAGAGCAUCCCACCACUCACUACUGACGUGUUAGUUUUGGGUCUGACCAAAUUUGUGGUGGGAAUUGUGUUGAUCCUCUUGGUUCGUCAACUUGUACAGAAUCUCUCACUGCAAGUAUUAUACACGUGGUUCAAGGUGGUCACGAGGAACAAGGAGGCCAGGCGGAGACUGGAGAUCGAAGUGCCUUACAAGUUUGUUACCUACACAUCUGUUGGCAUCUGUGCGACAACCUUUGUGCCGAUGCUGCACAGAUUUUUGGGAUUACCAUGA